Striga asiatica is the source of this 1380-nucleotide messenger RNA. NCBI's taxonomy places the organism in Eukaryota, Viridiplantae, Streptophyta, Magnoliopsida, Lamiales, Orobanchaceae. The record is from the annotation of a GenBank genome assembly.
AUGGCCAUGUUAAGCCGCCGCGCAGCCGCCGCCGCCACCGCUACCUUAUCUCGUACUCUGUCCCUUGUCAAUCCGGCCAAACACACCACAGCCAGAUUUUCGACCACCUCACCGAUGAACCAUCAGCCACCGCCUUGGCUUAUGCUGCCGCCGACCUUUGACGCCGCCAACAACAUGGUUCAUAACUUUUACGUCCUCGGAGAGAACCAAGUGAUGAGCGUCGUAAAGGAAGAAGAGGAGGAGGAGGAGGAGGAGGAUGAGGACGAAGACGAGCUCUUUUGUUGGCAGGACCGCAAUUUUAAGGCGAUGGGGUCCUCCCCCGGCUGGCUCGUCUUUCUCGACACCCGAACCAGCCACCUCUUCAUCGCCGAUCCCAUCAUUGCCUUCCACAUGAAGCUUCCGCCCAUCCACACCCAAGUCACCAGCAUUGCUCUCAACUCCCAUCCCUCUCUCUUUAACCAAGGCCGCGCCUUCGCCACUUUCGGUCCCGACAACAGAUUGGCCUUCUGCACGCCUCAUGGCCGGCACGAGUGCAAGUGGGCCGCUCUCGGCCACGGUACCGGCUAUGCUUCGGUGGUUUACUCCAAAGAGCGUGAGCUCUUCUUCUGCUGCACCGACUCCCGUCUGGAGGCUUGGGACCUCCGCGACCCCCUAUCCCCCACCAUGCUGCCAAUGCCCAUCUCGUCGUUUGAUAAGAGGAAUUACCCCCCGGGUACCGAGUACAAUUUCCUUGUGGUCGCUGAGCCGUCGGGAGAUCUCUUCCACGUGAGGCGGUUUGUGACGGUGGAUAGUUCGGGACCACUCGGUUAUGGUGGGCCACACCUUGGUUUCUAUCACGGUUCCCCUUACAGGACUCUCGGUUUCGAUAUCCACAGGUACGACCCAGACACUGGCUUGUUCGUGUACAUGGACUGCUCACUAGACGGGCUUGCGUUUUUCGUCGGGUGCAACAACGGGCUUGCGAUCCACACUGACCAGUACCCUGAGCUGAAGCCCGACUCCAUUUACUACACAGCGCCACCGGCAUGGAUCCACUGGAGCUACGGUGGCCAUGAUGUUGGCAUCUUCGAUAAUCGAGACAAGAGUUUUUCACCCUGUUUUUAUCCUCGUGACGUGCAGAGCAAGAAAAUGGUUAGUGGGCCCAUGUGGUUUAGGUCCAAAAAUAUUUCGAGGCGUACGUUCCUCGUGCACAACCACGAUGGUACUCUCACUAUUACUCCCAAACUUCCAAAAAAGAUUUUAGCCGAGGCGAGUAAUACUCUUUCCGCAAGAAGAAUACGCCCCGCUCUUUCCGCAAGAAGAAUACGCCCCGUGAGAAUACGCCCCGCUCUUUCCGCAAGAAGAAUACGCCCCGUGUGGCAGCUAACGGUUCAGGCGUAA